Racocetra persica is the source of this 479-nucleotide messenger RNA. The record is from the annotation of a GenBank genome assembly. Lineage: Eukaryota; Fungi; Glomeromycota; Glomeromycetes; Diversisporales; Gigasporaceae.
UUUGGAUACCUCUCAAAAUAGCAAUUCCUGAACCAGGAGAUUUACCUAUAGUACAAGUAUCUCUUACACGUCACGCAUCAUACGAAUAUCAUAUUAAAGUCGGACGUGCUUUAGCAUCAUUAAGAGACGAAGGAGUUGUUAUUAUUGGUUCUGGUAUGAUGGUCCAUAACUUAAGAGAUUCGUUCGGAAAUUUUGAUCGUUCAACAAAUUCCAUUACGGGAGAAGCACGCUCGUAUACUACACGCUUUGUAAAAGAUAUGGAUAAAAUCUUGUUAGAAAGUAAUGGCGAAGAAAGAGAAAAACAAUUAAUUAAGUUGAUUGACCACCCAGUUCUGAGACAAGCGCAUCCAACUGAUGAUCAUUUGGUUCCCAUUCAUGUCGCAACCGGUGCUGCGGGGCAAGAUCCGGCUGAAAAAAUUUUCGAUCUUUGUGCGGCUGGGAUGAGUUCAGGUUCAGUGGCAUUCUGUGCUCGUGGAUAA